UUUUAAAUUCCUUGGGGCCUAUGGAGACACCCGAUAUCGUCGAGCACUUCUUCGGGGUUUAUUUACUCUACUGCGAAAAUCCGAAGUACAAGGGCAGGGUUUAUAUCGGGUAUACUGUGGACCCGGUGAGGAGAUUGAAGAACCACAAUGCUGGGAAAAAAUUUGGAGGGGCCUGGAAAACCAGUAAUAAAGGGCCAUGGAAUAUGGUGCUGAUUGUUCAUGGGUUUCCCAAUUCGACCAGCGCCUUGAGAUUUGAAUGGGCAUGGCAGCAUCCCCAGCUGAGCCGUCGUUUGCGGCACAUCCCGAAGAAAAAAUCCAGAGAGAAAACUUUCGAGUACACUCUGAAUGUACUAUCGGCAAUGCUCCAGGUGGGCCCUUGGUGUCGUCUACCUCUGACCCUUCGAUGGCUGGACGACACCUUUGCUGAUGCACAUUCCUCGAGAGUAACACCUCCCAAGCACAUGCCCGUCAUCCACGGGAAAGUGAUGUCACGGAAACCCCAGGGGAAUGCGAAUGGUAAAAAUGGGGAAGUCACAGAGGAUUCUGAAAUUUCCAUUUGUGAUAUUUGCUACAUGACCCUGGACAUCACUGAUAAAGUAACGUGUGUCAGGGCAGACUGUGACCUAAUAGCCCACAUAAUUUGUUUGGCUAAAGAAUUCGAUCAUGAGAGAAUUCUCCCCGUCAGUGGAACCUGCCCCGCAUGCAAGGGUCAUCUCCUCUGGGGGGAUGUCAUUAGAAAAAAAAUUGGCUGCCACAUUCACUUGAAUGAAAAUCAAGACUCCACUGAUGAUUCAGAUUAAUUGAGUCAAUUAUAAGACUCGAACGAAAUUGUACAAUAAUUAUCCUGUAGAUACAUUGAAUUUAAUAUUUUUGUAAUUAUCGUUUCAUCGCGUUUGAAUCCCGCGGCACUCGCUCAUUCCGGAAAUCAUGUGCACGAUAUUGUUUAUGUAAUGUGUAAAUGAA
This is a messenger RNA of Fopius arisanus, 963 nucleotides long. It is a transcript of the gene slx1, whose product is annotated as Nuclease slx1. The record is from RefSeq and is a predicted model, not a curated record. Lineage: Eukaryota; Metazoa; Arthropoda; Insecta; Hymenoptera; Braconidae. Gene Ontology annotation, molecular function: crossover junction DNA endonuclease activity; 5'-flap endonuclease activity. The transcript is spliced from 3 exons. Gene Ontology annotation, biological process: double-strand break repair via homologous recombination. The coding region runs from base 21 to 800 and encodes 259 amino acids. Gene Ontology annotation, cellular component: Slx1-Slx4 complex.